Molecule: messenger RNA, 1542 nt
Organism: Equus quagga
Lineage: Eukaryota; Metazoa; Chordata; Mammalia; Perissodactyla; Equidae
Gene: PAIP2
Product: poly(A) binding protein interacting protein 2
Exons: 5
Coding region: 207-581 (124 amino acids)
Biological process (GO): negative regulation of translational initiation
Cellular component (GO): cytoplasm
Molecular function (GO): mRNA regulatory element binding translation repressor activity
Source: RefSeq, a predicted model, not a curated record
GAGAAGGGAGGCGGCGGGCGAAGCGCGCGUCGAGCGGGGGAGCGGCGCUGCCUGUGGAGAUCCGCGGAGGCCGACCGGAUUCGUUGGCUGCCGUCCCCGCUGCCGUGCACUGGAGUGAAUAAUCUCAAUUGUUUUACCUUCAAGUUUGCUGAUUCUUUAUUCUCCCUUCUCAAAUCUGCUGUUAAAAACGACAACUAACGUCAACCAUGAAAGAUCCAAGUCGCAGCAGUACUAGCCCAAGCAUCAUCAAUGAAGAUGUGAUAAUUAACGGUCAUUCUCAUGAAGAUGACAAUCCAUUUGCAGAGUACAUGUGGAUGGAAAAUGAAGAGGAAUUCAACAGACAAAUAGAAGAGGAGUUAUGGGAAGAAGAAUUUAUUGAACGCUGUUUCCAAGAAAUGCUGGAAGAGGAAGAAGAACAUGAAUGGUUUAUUCCAGCUCGAGAUCUCCCACAAACUAUGGACCAAAUCCAAGACCAAUUUAAUGACCUUGUUAUCAGUGAUGGCUCUUCUCUGGAAGAUCUUGUGGUCAAGAGCAAUCUGAACCCAAAUGCAAAGGAGUUUGUUCCUGGGGUGAAGUACUAAAAUAUUUGAGUAGACAGGGCCCUCUUUUGGUGGAUGUAGCACAAUUUCCACACUGUGAAGGCAGUAUUAGAAGACUUAAUUGUAAAAGCUCUCUCUUGUCACUGUGUUACACUUAUGCAUUGCCAAAGUUUUGUUAGUCUUGCAUGCUUAAUAAAAGUGCUGAGACUGUUAUUAAGUAAAAAGCUGUCAAACAUUUACUGAAAAUAGAAUUGGCCCCAUGACUUGAUGUGAAGACAGCGAGGAAAGAAGCACCAGUCAAGUUGUGAUAAAGCACCACAUUAAAUGACCUCUAAAUCUUAGUGAAUUGUCUUUUUUAGACUAAACUGGUCCCUUAUGGUUAACUAACACUUGUUAAUGUCUAAACUUUUUUUAAAUGAGUAAAUUAAGUUUUAGUUGCUAAGCGGACUUCUCAGUUAAGACUUAAAUUUGCAUUUGUCCCAUCAAAAAGAAUCUCCUUUUUCUGAAGAAGGCUUGUUAGUUAAUUUGAAAUAAUUCAUUACAGACAAGUAUGUCUUUGGUUACUGAGGUUACAAGGUAGUGAUCAGAUGAGAACUAGUUCUGGCUUUUAUGGUAUGUUAUCAUGUAAGAAAUCUGAAUUCUCCUAAUGUUACAUCUGAGGAAGUAUGUGAUUUGUGAAUUGCAUCUUCUUCGAAGGAGUCACUAUUGUAGCUAUGCCUGAGUGAAGUCUAACAUUUGACCAACCCAUAAUCCAGUUGAACAAAGAAAUUGUGACAUAUGAUUUGAGUGGUGCUUUUCCUUGCUUUGUUAACCAUCACUACAAUAGUCUACAGCACAACUUUUCUUUUAACAAAGCUAGAACAGUUUUGGCUUCUUAAACUUCAUAUUUGGGUAGGUUAAGCUGCCAUACGUGUUCAGUGUGAAUAGUGUUUAAGUUGAAAAUAUUGUAAAAAAAUUAUAUUUUUUCAAAAAUAUUUAAAAAAAUAAAUAAUAGUAGAACUGA